This is a messenger RNA of Acanthopagrus latus (yellowfin seabream), 3031 nucleotides long. It is a transcript of the gene dlgap5, whose product is annotated as discs, large (Drosophila) homolog-associated protein 5. The record is from RefSeq and is a predicted model, not a curated record. The coding region runs from base 161 to 2857 and encodes 898 amino acids. Gene Ontology annotation, molecular function: microtubule binding. Gene Ontology annotation, biological process: centrosome localization; mitotic spindle organization; regulation of mitotic cell cycle. The transcript has 19 exons. Lineage: Eukaryota; Metazoa; Chordata; Actinopteri; Spariformes; Sparidae. Gene Ontology annotation, cellular component: spindle pole centrosome; cytoplasm; nucleus.
UCACCGUAGAUUCGUUUCAAAAAGUCACCCGCCAUGAUUGUUGUUUUUCAGGCACAACUGAGUCCGUCCGUUGUGUAGAAAGUUUUUUUUCACAGGACGGCCCGAAGAGGAAGUUUGUUUUUAUACCUGCAUUUUUUUUUAAAGAGUACGAUAGCCGAACAUGGAGUCUCGAUUUUCUCACCUGCGCCAGAGGGACACCAGUGUGUCUAUGCUGAGGGUAAAAUUGUCCCGAAGAAGGUCUCAGUCCCAGAAGGAGAACCGAGAGCGAGCAGUGAACACACGCAGGCAUCUAGACAAGCUGGUAGAGCUGGAAAUCUCUUCCCUGGAUGCCUCCAUUGCUAUGGCCAACAUGUCAACUAUUCAUGAGAAGACGAUGAACAGUACAAAACUUGAUAAAAAAAUGGCCUUAGAAGAGAGGAUGAAACAGCUUGAACGCUGGAAAGAGCGUAAGGCUCUUGAGAAGGAGAAGGAAAGGAGAGAGAAGGAGCGUAAAGGGAUUUUCAAGACUGGCGUGUAUCAUCCGAAGGACACUCUUAUCAUUGUCCCAGCUGCCUCAACCAGAGCCAAGGAGACAAAAGUGAACACCGCUCCAUCCCAGAGUACCAGAGUCACUCGUUCAAUGAAACAACAACAGCAAGCACAGAGGCCUCUCAAGAUUCAAGAUCCAAAUACUGCAGCAAAGAAAGCUCAACCUGCUGUGGAAAGAUCAACUAGGAGCCGGGCAGCUCCUGUCAAGCCAGCUCCUGCACCUGCACCUGCUUCAGCCAAGACCAAGUCCAAAGUUUGUGCAGUGGAACCUGUCGUAAAACCUCUGUCCACCAGAUCAGCCAACAAGCCUCCUGUUACAACAGCUCAUGUAGUGAAAGACAAACCCAAGGACAAGCCUGCAGAUGUGAGACCUACCAGGAGCAGAGCGUUCGUCAAUGCCCCCUCUUCUGACGAAGACAGGAAGUGUGAAGAAACUGACAACUUUGUCCAGCCUGCUGAGCCCAAGGAGCCUGAGCCGGAUCCCGUUGAAGUGCUGACCUCCUUUGCUCCCCAGGGUUUCGUUUUCCAGGCUCCCACUGGCUUGUCGUCCUUUAAGUUUGAGCCUCUCACUCCUCGUUCCGCGGACGCCUUCUUGACACCAAGCCCCACCUUCUGUGUUCCUGCGGCCCCUGUGUUCGACACUGACCCUCAGGCUGAGUCAAGCGAGCCCUCUCCGCCCAAGUCCCCUCGCCACUCUCCUCCUCGUACAUCUCCCACAGUGGCUCCUCCGACUCCUGGCAGCCCCCAGGAACCAAAGCACGAUGUACCAUACUUUAGAUCAGAAAUUGCCAAUGAGACGGAUGGACUGACGAGUCUUUGUGUAAUCUGGGAGUCUAAAGUGGAGGAUGAGUCCAUCCCAGAGGAGAUGAGAGAUCGUAUGCGUACAGCAGUCGGCCAGGCGAGGCUGUUGAUGAAGGAGCGCUUCAAGCAGUUCAGCGGUCUGGUGGACGACUGCGAGCUCGGCCGAGGGGAGAAGAUCACCACCUGCACUGACCUGCAGGGAUUCUGGGACAUGGUUUAUUACCAGGUGGAGGAUGUCAACAAGAAGUUUAAUGCUCUGAAAGAAGCAGAGAGUCGUGGCUGGGUGGAGGAACACAAACCACUGCUGCGACAGAAGAAAGUAGUGAAGAAACCAUCAGCUGUACCUGCCAAGCCAACAGGAACCAAAGGAGCCGCCAAGUCUCGCCUGGCUGCAGCCAAAGCAGCCAUGAAAGCCAGACAGCAGGCAGCGGAGGCAGAGAAAACUGAAACGGAUGCUGGUACUGAUAAGGACGACACCAGCCCCAGCUCUCAAGAACCGCAACCCUGUGCAGAACUCCGAGCAACUGACUCAGUGGUCUUUGAUGGAGGCUUCUUCCAGGUGGAGAGCCCAGCCAGGCCAUCAGGUACAGUGAGGAGAUCCACCCGUCUUAGUGCCGCCGUGCUGCCUCAGGCUUCUCCCUGCUCCAACUACCUCUCACCCAGAAGAGUCACUCGGCGAUCCCUGGCACUGGCACAGACUCCUGUUAACACUGCUGCCGCCUCUCCUGCUCCACCCCGUCAAACUCCUGCCCAACUCCGCCUUACUCUCAACCAGACACCAGGACAAGCACCAAAGUCUCAGCGUGGCACUCCUCAGUCAUCCCAGGAGAGAAAGGACACCAUCAAUGUCUCUCUUUGUUUUUCACCUGAGAAGGAAGUGCUUUCAGAUAACACCCAGCCUGAGGGAAGCCCUGCAGGCCAGUCAGAAACAGCUCCUGAAAUGAGCAUAGCAACACCCGUACAAUCACUUCCGUCAAUCUCUGUAGUCGAGGAGCAAGAUGAAGACCUCUCACCAAGACUUUCCCCCACGCCGUGCAAAAUGUCUCUCCCGGUCUCCCAGGCCCCUGAGCUCACAGCAUGUCUGAGUUUCACGUUGUCACCCUGCGUGACUCCGAGCCAGCCUCCAAUCUCGUCCCCUCCUGCUGUGCAGUGCCCCACGAAGACCCAGGAGUCUGUGUGUCACACUCCAGACAGCUCAGUUGUUGAGGAACUUCCUGGGUUGGACUUUGAGCGUUACCUGCAGCCUUCACAGAGCUGCAGCUUGUCACCCAUGGGGGAGCCAGUUGCCAUGGAGACACUGUCACCCAUGGCAGUGGAUGUCGAAAUGGAGAGUCCCAGAGGUCAGUCCGAAGACCUGCUUACUCGGCAAGAAACGGCAUUGCCAGCGCUGUCUUCAGUGUUCACUCUUCAGUCACCACAGGCCCAGACAGCAGACUCUGCCCUGCUGCUCUUCACCCCGGACAUGAAGGACCGGAUACGCCAGUCUGUCUGUCCAAGUGACCUCAUGGUCUUCACCCCUCCUCUCUAAUGUACAAAAAAAUAUAUUUUCUUUUACAUUUAUAACUUUGAUAUAUUUACUACUUUUAACCCUCUUUGGUGAAAAAAAAAAAACUUUUGUGAUACUGACUUUUAUUUUUAGAUCAAUGGAAAAUAGUUUUGUCUGCAGUUUGAUCUUAUUAAAGUUUUAGUUACUACAAGGAAA